CAGUAGAGGCGGACGAUGACCCGCAAUCACCCUACGCGUUCGGCUGGGUCUGCACUGAAGCGUUCUCUGCGGUUAAGGCGCCUGGUCCUCAAGUCAGCGCCAGGCGCCCAAACGCAGCCCGCGUGUCCCGAGCUACGGCCUCCAGCAGAGGGCGCGCGGGCGAACGGGGUGCUGAGGCCCGCGAGCUGCCGCCGCUCUAGCCAGAGCCUGGUCAUAGAGCCGCACUGCUUCCGGUCCCAUGGGGGCGGGGGAAGGAGCCGGAAGUCCGGUGGGCUCCGGGCGUCGAGAUGGAGGCGAGCGAGUACGAGUCUGUUCUCUGUGUCAAGCCGGAGGUCCACGUCUACCGCAUCCCACCGCGGGCCACCAACCGCGGAUACAGGGGAGCUCUUUGCCCAGGCGCCAGUGGACCAGUUUCCUGGCACAGCCGUGGAGAGUGUGACGGAUUCCAGCAGGUACUUCGUUAUCCGCAUUGAGGACGGAAAUGGGCGGCGGGCGUUCAUUGGGAUUGGCUUCGUGGACCGGGGUGAUGCCUUUGACUUCAACGUGGCGUUGCAGGAUCAUUUCAAAUGGGUGAAACAGCAGUGUGAGUUUGCAAAGCAAGCCCAGAACCCAGACCAAGGCCCCAAGUUAGACCUGGGCUUCAAGGAGGGCCAGACCAUCAAGCUCAACAUCGCAAACAUAAAGAAGAAGGAAGGAACUGGGAGUCCCCGAGCCCGGCCUGCCAGCACGGGAGGGCUGAGCCUGCUUCCCCCGCCCCCAGGGGGCAAAACCUCCACACUGAUCCCACCCCCUGGGGAGCAGUUGUCUACAGGACGGUCCCCUGUGCAGCCAGCAUUUGCUCCUGGUACAGGAGGUGCCACUGAAUCCUGGCCACAGCCCAAGCCUGCCACUGCUGCCACUGCUGACAUCUGGGGAGACUUUACCAAAUCCACAGGGUCGGCUUCCAGCCAGACUCAGUCCGGCACAGGCUGGGUCCAGUUCUGACCUGAGCACAGCCCUGUUUCCUCCCUGGACUUCUGGGAAGGCGCUGCCUCAUCUGGGAAGGAGGCGAGACUCCUUGCUGGCCCCUGGAGCACCACUCUCCCCUCCUUGCCUGCCCUUCUUGACAGACUGAGCACAGGGGGCAGUAAGUCAACACCCUGUCGCAGUGUCUCCUGGGAUUCGGUAUGCAGCCGGAACGCAGGAGAAGAAACGAUCCAGAACCCCUGUCCCCCUGUCUCUUGAUGUGCAGGAGACUCUGAAACUGGCCUGCCUUCAUCUCAGUGACCCGCAUUAAACACAAGCCCCCAAAGCAGCAGAAUGGAUUGAGUUUGCGCCUGGAUUCGGAUCAGCCCUCCUCAGGGUUGAUGGGUGUCCUGGGGUCUCUGUUGGGCAGGGGCUUUCUGCCUCCUGUUGUUGGUAGCCACUUAAGUCAGAGUACCUUCAAGAAGAGGGACUCCAUCCUGAUUUCUGCCAGAUCUUUAGGCCAUAGCUUGAACUGGCCAUUGGGAGAUGUUGGAAGGAUUAAGUGGCUUGUAAGAGAUUUUAGUAUUGUGCUUUGCUUUUGCUCCAACCUGCACUAACUCAUCUUUGCAGAAGGGAGUAUUCUGCUGGGUAGCUGCAAGCGAGGGCCUCUGAAGUCACUCCUCACUGCCAGCCGGCUGCCUGAGUGCCAGGUGGCAGUGUUCAUCUCUGCCCACUUGCCUAGUUUCUGUCUUCCAGCCAGGCAGGCAGCACAGGCCAAUGAAGGUGCUGGAAGCCAGGUGGGGCAGGGUCUGGUGGGAAGGUCUUACAGAGCUGGGUUGGCUCACUGCCCACUGCAGCCCCCUGGGCUCAGCUUCGCAGCGCAGUACCUGGUGGACUUGGAUUUUCUGUCUGGUGAUUUCUGAAGUGCCUUAUCUGCAGACAGCUUCUCACUUUCUUUUCUCCUUCAAGGACUGUGAAUGACAGAAGGAAGAAGAAGUUCGGCGAAUUCAGAGUCCAGCGUGGCCUGGAUUACUGAUUUAUCUGAGUGCACCUUUGAUGAUUCUUUGAGUUAACCUUACCUCGCAGUUGAUUUUUUUUUAAGGGUCAAGAACUUCAAACUGAAAAAGUACUGGCGUUUUUGUGGGACCAGAUUUUUAAGAUUAAAAAAUAAAUAUCUUUACUUCCGUCGGA
Messenger RNA from Ictidomys tridecemlineatus (thirteen-lined ground squirrel), 2136 nucleotides. NCBI's taxonomy places the organism in Eukaryota, Metazoa, Chordata, Mammalia, Rodentia, Sciuridae. The record is from RefSeq and is a predicted model, not a curated record.